This is a messenger RNA of Penicillium olsonii, 606 nucleotides long. The record is from the annotation of a GenBank genome assembly. Lineage: Eukaryota; Fungi; Ascomycota; Eurotiomycetes; Eurotiales; Aspergillaceae.
AUGGGACUUUUUAUGGGGCAGAGAACCUUAAAUGAGCGCAUUUUGACGCUGCCGUGUAACGGCUGUCGCCUAGAAAUCUCAACCCUCAACUCUUCUCUUGACUCCUACCAGUCUUCUGUUAUGGCAGACAACAAGCCUAAGUCCACACCUGAGGGAUUCUGGAUACUUGAUGACAAUGGCAAAGACCUCAAGUUCAUCUCAGAAAAAGAGCUCGAUCGAAAUGCGACCGAAAUGACCGAUACCGAUUGCACGAUGCCUACCAAGCCACUUGCAAAGGAUAUCAACGAAUACCUUUCCACCUUGACUUCUCUCCAGGAAGGGAUGCGAGACAAACUCCGCGACCUAGGCUGGAAUGACAGUGCUAUCCACAAUAUUCUGACCAACCUCGAACAUAUACAGCGAUUCAACUGCGCGAAACUUCGCCAGAAGGGAUACACUGAAGCUGAGAUCCAAAGGCUUGAUACGCUUGGGAACGAAAACAUGACGGAUUUUUCCCACCUCAGACGUGGAGUUGGGACCGCAGCUGAUGAGGAUUAUCAAGUGCAGCUGUAUUUGCUGGAGGAGGUGAAACGAAGACGUCUGGUCAUGUUAGGAGACGAGGAAUAG